This is a messenger RNA of Quercus lobata, 1083 nucleotides long. RefSeq lists its product as uncharacterized. Bases 367 to 954 code for a protein of 195 amino acids. The transcript has a single exon. The record is from RefSeq and is a predicted model, not a curated record. NCBI's taxonomy places the organism in Eukaryota, Viridiplantae, Streptophyta, Magnoliopsida, Fagales, Fagaceae.
ACGAUUUCCAAUAAGGAAAUGGAAUCGGUGUAGAGUCUGUAGACUUGAGUUAAUUAAUGUUGUCCUUAACUCACAACUCACAAAGUCACUAGUUGACUUACACUUUGAAAAUUCCAUAGAUUUGUAGGCGUAGAACGGUAGAAGUAUCAGCUGUUUAAAUUUCCCAUCUCCAUUCUAUUCCACGAGGAAACUGCACUAUGAUUUACCCCUGAACCUCCCAAGAACUCUCUAUUCUAUUUCCCAAAUAAAAAUUCCCUCUUAUAUAUAUAUCCUCAUCAGUCAUCACUAGCUAGCUCCAUUACAAGUAUCACUAUAGCUUGAUAGUAUCAAUCUUAGUACUAUCUCUCUCAAUAACAAUUCACAACCAUGAUGAAGCAAAAUCAGCAACCAUUCAUCCUAGAAAUCACUGUACUAUCAGCGGAGGGACUCAACACCAACUGUUCGUCCACACUAUUUUCAAGGCGCAUCAGACCCUUCAUCACCUUCAAGACGGUGCCACCUAGUCCGUACAACCACCACAUGAUGAUGGGCAGCAGCAGCAAGGGUGAUAAGAAGUGCCACGUGUACAGAACAAGGGUGGAUGAUGAAGGAGGUACAAAUCCUAGGUGGGGUGACAAAUUUGAUGUCCCUUUAGACCACACCUUCUUUGCCAACAGAUAUUCCACCAUUCAUCUCCAACUCUACACCAAGAGGCUCAUUGUGGGCCAGGCCCAGUUGGGUUGGUUUCAGAUUCCGGUUUACGAUUUCGGGUCCUCUCCGGUUGGGACUGUUCGCUACCUCAGUUACCGACUACGAGCUAGAGACGGUUCUAGGGGUACUGCAAUUGUUAACCUUGCUAUCAAGUUACAAAGUUUUGUCCCGGUUUCCGGCCUUAAUUCAGAUACGUGUCACACGGUUGUUGGUAUACCAGUCACGGUGCUCCCACGUGCUGCAGCUGAGUGCAGUCGUUUAUAGAUGGUGGUUUAGUUGUAAAAACUACACUAAAAUCAAGAGUCUUCAAUGACAUCGAAUGUUUUUGUGUUAAAUUUCUCUCAUAUUCUUGUAACUAUUGAGCUUCAAAAAAGUGUAAAGACUGUUUGGCAA